Molecule: messenger RNA, 759 nt
Organism: Desarmillaria tabescens
Lineage: Eukaryota; Fungi; Basidiomycota; Agaricomycetes; Agaricales; Physalacriaceae
Exons: 3
Coding region: 1-759 (252 amino acids)
Source: RefSeq, a predicted model, not a curated record
AUGCCCCUGACUGUCAAGCUGUAUGCAAACGGCUGUAAUCAAUUUUGCCAAAAUCUGGACAUUAUAUUGUUCCAUGCUAUGACGCCUGUAUCGCCAUCCAAGUCUCUCCCACUCAGCCCUGAGAAAGACGCCAGUGUCAAGUCAUUGCCGUCCAAGGCCAAGUCCCCCAAUCACCGACCUUCUCCGCGUAAAGAGGUUUCUCUGGCCAGAGAGCAUGAGGAGAUUGACUGGCUGAAGGGCAUGCGACUACAGCGACAACCAACUCCGCAACCCGAACGGGAUCCUGAGGGGAAUCCAACAAAAUCGCCUGAUGGAGGAGUUCUGCCACCCAUUGCGGAAGAGCUUUGUAAUGAGGAUAGCCCGCUAACACCCAUGGCAGAAGAAUUUGUGCUACCUGUUGUGGAAGAACCUAUCGUAGAGAACCCUUUAGCACCCAUCAUCGUGGAAGAGUUAUUUGAACCUGCACCUCCUGUGAGGACAGCAGUAAAGGCGAAGAGAGCUCGAGGUCGCCUCAAGAAGACCGCGCAAGCUGGUAACGAGCAAUCCAAAGAGACGGGAGGAAGUAUAAAACAGAAAAGUCCGGAUUCUGGCCAUUCAAAGGAGCUGACUACAAAGCGUAUCAAGCACAAUGCCGAGCUGCCUAUCCAUCCAAGACGUAGCGCAAGACGAGAAGAAAUGGCGAAGCCCAAGGAACCAAGCAAGACUGUCAAUUACACGCAAUGCAAAGGGGCUAGAGGAUGGGUAUAUGUUGAUGAGUAG